AUGAGUAUAAAAGCCAGAGUGUCCUAUGGGCCAUCACCAUUCACCAAAAGGUGCCACAAAGCUGUUGAACUGAGAGGACCUGAUACUACAUUGAAGAUGAAUCUCAUGACAGUUGCCCUAGCAUUGAUGCUGUCUGUUUUGACAGUCCAUGCUGGAAGACCUAGACCAUGUGAAAAUGAUGGGGAGUGUAAGCUUGGAUUCUACUGCAAUCCUAAAACUAGCUUCUGUGAGAAGCAGGUUUUUCCAGGGGACAUAUGUGAAACGAACCGCCAUUGCAAGGGAGCUUCAACUUGUGAAAACACAACAGACAGUGCACCAGAAGUGAAAGUUUGUACUGAGAGAUGCAGAACAGAUGUUGACUGCGAGCAGUAUGGUAAGAGAAAGCCCAAAUUAAAGUACUGUUCUACCGGUGGCCUGGCAACACUUGAAAAGGGUUACUGUUUAACAACAAAGGAAGAGGGAGAUGACUGCAACAGGAGUCCAGAAUGUGAAGGCAAACUUUUCUGCAAACAUGGUGUAUGUGUAGAGGCAGCAGAAGCUGUAACAUGUGAACUUGACUGUAAUAGUCCAAGAAAGAACCCAAACAACUUACAACCAGGAGAUACAGUGAAUGUCACUUACUCAUGUACCUUUGUUAGAAGGGGAGAGUUUGGACCACUGCCCAUCAAAGCUAAGUUACGUCUUAACAAGAAGACCAAGAUUGGACAAGCCCAAGGUGAAUCACCAGUGACAAUCAGUGGUUCAAGAGCAAUGGUAGCCAGAAAGGGGGAAUUCUCAGCAGAAAUACACGGGAUCAUGAACAAAUGCAGAAACCAUCGUAAAAUUUGCAGAGCAUCAAGGCGAUGUAUACUAAAAGCUUAAAAGCAGGGACCGAUUUAUGAUUUCAAAACAACGUUUUGAUCAAUAGACACAAUUGAACCUCACACGACAAGACCUCAACAGUGUCACAAAAGCAACACAAUUUACCUUUGUUUUGCAAAAAUGUUUAAUAAAAAUUAUAUUUUAAAC
Molecule: messenger RNA, 1008 nt
Organism: Owenia fusiformis
Lineage: Eukaryota; Metazoa; Annelida; Polychaeta; Sabellida; Oweniidae
Source: the annotation of a GenBank genome assembly